AAAAAAAAAUCGUUGCACUCAGUUCCUCCUUAUCAAAGUAGCUUCCUUGAAUUAAAAGAGAAAAACACAUUGAAUUAAGGUCUUGAAUGAAGGUGCUAUAUAUAAGGGUAGCUCUCCAAUGCCAGCGAUUCUAUUCAUCUGAUGAAAAAUGUUAACAAAAGUAUUUCUUUUCUAUGGAAGGAUCCUAUAACACUAAUGAGUGUGUUUGGUCAAUUUUUGAGAAGCCCUUUGAAGGACAUGAGUCUUGUGUAAUCUAACUUGUAAAGGACGUGAGGAAAGUGUAUAACAGUAGCUGAAUUAUGCAAGAGUCAAUGGCCAAACAAAUGUCUAUUUUUAUUGAAGUAAUUAUUUGAAGUGUAAGUGUAUGUAUUACCCUUAAAGCCUACGUCCAUUAUUUUACACUAAUUAAGAUGUUGUGGUGGAUUUCGAGCAACACUAGCGUUGAUGGCUUGUGCACAACUUUAGCAUAGCCUUAUACAGUGGUCCUAGAGUUGUUGUCUUGUUGAGUACUGGGCUGAAAUUUGAAUAGCAAUAUGAACAAAUCUUUCCGUUGCAGUAACCGAAUUUAUCGAGCAUUUGUCACUACUCAAUCACAACCACUAUUAACCAGUCCUGUCCCAACUCAAGAAAACAUCACCCGUUUAAUUUUGGAACAAAAAUCUGCAACUCAAGCUCUUCAAACCUUUAGAUGGGCCUCCAACAUUCGCAAUUUCACUCACAAUCAAUCUACUUACCGAGCUUUAAUCCACAAGCUCUGCAAUUUUCGGCGUUUUGAUUGUGUCCACCACCUGCUCGACGAAAUGCCUAGCUCUAUUGGGUCAACCCCAGAUGAGGAUAUCUUUGUUACCAUUGUACGUGGUCUUGGUCGUGCUGGAAUGAUUAAACAAGUCAUCAAAAUUCCUGAAUUGGUGUCCAAGUUUGAAAAGAAACCGACCCUGAAGCUCUAUAAUUCGAUUCUUGAUGUUCUUGUUAAGGACGAUAUAGACAUUGCUAGAGAGUUUUAUAGGAUUAAAAUGAUGGGAAAUGGUAUUCACGGUGAUGAUUAUACUUAUGGGAUUUUGAUGAAAGGACUUUGCUUGACUAAUAGGAUUGGUGAUGGGUUUAAGCUUCUUCAAGCGAUGAAAACUCGUGGCAUUACCCCAAAUACUGUGAUUUACAAUACACUUAUACAUGCACUCUGCAAGAAUGGGAAGGUAGGGAGAGCAAGGAGUUUGAUGAGAGAUUUGGUUGAACCAAGUGAUGUGACUUUUAACAUUUUGAUAUCUGCAUAUUGUGGAGAGGGGAGUUUAGUACAGGCUUUGGUGAUGCUGGAAAAGAGCUUUAAUAAAGGGUAUAUACCUGAUGUUAUUACAGUGACUAAAGUAGUGGGACUUCUUUGUAACAACGGACGUGUUUCAGAGGCAGUGGAAUUACUAGAAAGAGUUGAGGAAAGAGGAGGUAUUGUUGAUGUUGUGGCUUAUAACACAUUGAUUAAUGGGUUUUGUAGAUUAGGGAAAGUGAAAGUUGGUUGUCGUCUUUUGAAGGAGAUGGAGUUGAAAGGGUGCAUGCCAAAUGCAGAUACAUAUAAUGGCUUGAUAUCUGGUCUUUGUGACUCCAAGAUGUUUGAUUUGGCACUUGAAAUGUUCAAUGAAAUGAAGAGGGUUGGGAUAAAUUGGAAUUUUGUCACGUACGAUACUCUUAUCCAUGGAUUGUGUUCGGGUGGGAGAGUGGAAAAUGGAUUGAAGAUCUUGGAAGUAAUGAAGAAUGAUAAACGGGUUUCGGCGUUUCAUAUUAGUCCAUAUAAUGGUGUUAUAUAUGGGUUUUACAAGGAAAAUCGUUUGGAAGAAUCACUUGCAUUUAUAAGGAAGAUGGAAAAUUUGUUUCCACGAGCUGUGGAUAGGAGCACGAGAAUACUUGAUUUCUGUGAAAAUGGCAACAUUGGUGAAGCAAGGAGGAUCUAUGAUCAGAUGGUCGGGGAGGGUGUUAUGCCAAGUGCUCUUGUUUAUUCAAACUUACUUAGUGGAUAUUGCAGCAAAGGAUGUAUAAAAGGAGCAUUUGAGCUGAUGAACGAGAUGAUUGGACGUGGUUAUCUUCCAAUUGCAUCCACAUUAAAUGAUGUGAUAAUUCUGCUUUGCAAGCAGGGUAAAGUUGGAAAGGCGUAUAAGUUGAUGGAGGACAUCAAAGGUAGAGGUUGCUUGCUGGACUCUGGAAGUUAUGGUCCGUUCAUUGAUGUUUUCUGUAGUAGAGGAGAUUUCCACAGAGCAUAUAUGUUCUUUCUGCAAAUGGUAGAAAAGGGUAUAGUUCCUGAUUACCAUUCAUGGAAUACGUUACUUGUGUGCCUUUGUCAACAAACAAGUUGGAUAGAAGGCAAUAACAAGACUUGCCGUUUAACUAGCCAAUUGCAGGCCAUAAUACAAACAUGAUCAGUCACUAGGUAUGGGCUCUCUGACAUUCUUUGUGACCUUUACAAAGCUUUGGUAUUUUCUGAGGCAAAAUUGAUUGAACCAAAUGCAGUUCAAUCUUCAAGAUUGUAGUGUAAGAUUAUCCAUUAAUUUUAGAUGAGGCUCUCUUUGGAGACUUAUCCUUUCAUGGGAAGGAUAAAAAGUCUACUUACUGUUGGGGUUUCUGGACUGGCUGGUUAGUUAUGCACGUGUCUCCGUCAUACUAGACAACUACAGUUCACCAGAUAGGUGAACUAACCAUCUGUCUUUUACUAAUUCAUAUUGAUUCUUUCCUAAUGUCUGUCUACUAGAGAAACCAUGUUUUAAACAAUACAUAUGAGUAAUGAAGCUCUAAAAUUGCAGCCUAUUUGGAUACAUUGUCCUCCAUAUGUUCAUGUACAGGGUAAAUGUAUACUACUGGAAGCGUUUUCGGGUCAAUUAUCCCUUCAUAUUUGGCUUCAAGCAGGGAACAGAGUUAGGUUACAGACAAGUUUUCCUCCUUGAUUCUGGUCUUUCAGUACAGAGUUAGGCUGCUGCACUCUUCCACCCGGAUAUGGAUAUGGACCCAAAACAGGAAGCUAUGAGACAGUGAAAGAGCUGAUCCCACUUGUGUUGGUGUUUGUUCUUCUUCUAAUAACAUUUUGUCCUCUGAACAUUUUAUAUCAUUCUAGUCGUUUCUUCUUUCUAAGAACUGCCUAUGCGCCCCCCUCUAUAAGGUUACUCUACCAGAUUUCAUCUUGGCAGAUCAACUUACCAGCCAGGUUCAAGCAAUUCAGAGUUUGCAAUUCUAUGUCUCUACUAUGUAUGGGGCAACUUCAAAACAAGAUCAAACACAUGUCAAAACAGCAAUGUUUAUCAGAUCUUAUACAUAUUUGUUGCAAUUAUUUCCUUUUGGUCUCGGUUUAUUCAGUGUCUUCGUCGCUUAUUUGAUGAGAAAGAUUCGAUGCAAAGGGUUAAAUAGCCUCAAAUAUUUCAUUGUUGUGCGUUAAAUGAGGACACUAUAUGAUCAGAAGAGAGGAACCUUUUGGAGAGUAAUGGCAGCAUCAACUUCAGGAAUUACUACAGUUGCAAACACUUAUUGGGACCUUGUCAUAGAUUGGGGUCUAUUGCAAAGGAAUUCCAAAAACCCCUGGUUGAGAGACAAGCCACUUGUGCCACACAAGAUUGUCUACUUUGUUGCCAUUGUUCUUGACAUUAUUUUGAGACUAGUAUGGAUGCAGUUGAUUCUAGAUUUUCAAGAACUACCUCAUCUGCAGAAGAAAGCUUUUGUUGCAAUUGUUGCCUGUUUGAAAAUCCUUCGCCGAGGCUUGUGGAACUUUUUCAGGGAUUCCUAGAGGAGUAUGAGCACAAUGGGAGCUAGAAAAGACCUUACAGGAGCAAGGAAAAAAGAGCACGAAGAAAAUACACACAUGGGGCAACACUAGUGCACCGUCCCAGCCUUAAAACAACUGAGGACCAGUGCUGGCGCACUGGCAGCACGCCGCGCCAGCUUGGAAAAUCCCGCAGCCAAGUCCUGGCACUAUGGUGGCGUCCUGCCCCGCGAUUUCCCGGACGAAUUUCCAAUUUUUUAAGGAUUCCAAAUUUAAUUAGGAGAAGGGAUUUGUUCUCUUAAUAAAUAGGACCCUAGCUUUAUUUUGUAGGAGAACUUUUUUUUCAAGUGCAAGAGCAAGGGAUAACAAUUCAUCUUAGGUUUCAAUCUUCUACUUUAUCUUUAGUCUUGAAUUACAUGAAAACAAUUCUUUUUAUGUUUUAUUAUGAUUAUGAGUGGCUAAAAGCCUUUGUUCCAGGGAUGUAGCCAUGGGUAAUGGUUGAACAUCGAUUUCUAUGGAUUAAUUUGGUUAUCGUAUAAAUUACUCUUGUGUU
Molecule: messenger RNA, 4283 nt
Organism: Solanum stenotomum
Lineage: Eukaryota; Viridiplantae; Streptophyta; Magnoliopsida; Solanales; Solanaceae
Product: pentatricopeptide repeat-containing protein At2g17525, mitochondrial
Exons: 7
Coding region: 534-2402 (622 amino acids)
Molecular function (GO): protein binding
Source: RefSeq, a predicted model, not a curated record